CUCUUCUUCUCAUUUCUUCCCGCUGCAGCCACCCGAAGAAAAAAGAAAGAGAACCCAGCCAUGCCUUGGAAAAUUGGAAGCUUCUGGAUCUGCUCUGCUCUUCCCUCUGCUGUCCGCCGGCUGUUCCUGUUUGUGGGGGUGAAUUGCUCGGUUUUUUUGCUUGCCACCGGCCUCUUCCCCCCUGCAGCUCCGGUUUUAGCUGGAGAAUUAUGGAAUAGCAUCGGGAUUAGGAGUGAUCUUAAUGAUGAUUUCAGUUUGAAUUUGUGAUAGUCCGGUAUUAAUUUUGAGGUGUUUUGAUUAGGUUCCCGAUCGUUCUGUCAGUUAGCACUGAGAUUGAGUGCUCGGUUUUAUGCGAGUGAGGAAGCGAAACCGAGGAUGUGGAAACGAUGGGAAGUAACGAGUUAGAAGGCUAGCCACUUGUAAAUUGAGCAUAGCUUUAGAUAAAUCAUGAUCUUGUAA
This is a messenger RNA of Rubroshorea leprosula, 459 nucleotides long. The record is from the annotation of a GenBank genome assembly. Lineage: Eukaryota; Viridiplantae; Streptophyta; Magnoliopsida; Malvales; Dipterocarpaceae.